AUGACGCACUUGCGGACCCGCGAAGUCCGCCAGCUGCUGCACAACAAGUUCGUGGUGGUCAUGGGCGACUCAAUCCAGCGCACAGUGUACAAGGACCUGGUGCUGCUGCUGCAGAAGAACCGUCUGCUGUCCUCGGGCCAGCUCGAGGCCAAGGGCGAGCUGAGCUUCGAGCGCGACGUGCUGCUGGACGGCGGCAGCUGCAGCCGCACACACAACGACAUCUACUACCGCGAGGUGCGCCAGUUCUGCUCGGGCCACCACCUGGUGCGCUUCUACUUCCUCACGCGCGCCUACUCGGCCUACCUGGAGGACGUGCUGUCGGAGCUGCGCCGCGGCGAGCACGCGCCCGACCUGGUGGUCCUCAACUCGUGCCUGUGGGACGUCUCACGGCACGGCCGCCACUUCCCCAGCAGGUACCGGGAGGACCUGGAGUGCCUGUUCCGCCGCAUGGACCGCGUGCUGCCCGACCACUGCCUGCUGGUGUGGAACACGGCCCUGCCGGUGGCCGACGUCGUGGCCGACGGCUUCCUCCCGCCUGCGGGCCCGGCCAGCUCGGGGCGCCUGCGCGAGGACGUGAUCGAGGCCAACUUCUACAGCUCGGUGGAGGCGGCCAGGAGAGGCUUCGACCUGUUGGACCUGCACUUCCACUUCCGCCACGCCGCCCAGCACCGGCUGCGCGACGGCUUGCACUGGGACGAGCGCGCGCACCGGCGAAUGUCCCAGCUGCUGCUGGCGCACGUGGCGGACGCCUGGGGCGUGAACCUCCCGCCCCGCCGCGCCGCCCACCGACGGCCUGAGCGCCCGCGGCAUGCCGGCCAUGGCGGCCGCGUGCAUCCGCGGGACCCCGCCGCCUCCCGGCGCUCGGGAGGUCCUGCCAGACUGGAGCCCCGGGCUUCCGCCCCCUCGGACGCGCCCCCACAGGAGAGCGCCCCUUUGCUGUCCGAUGCGCCCCCGCAGCCGGGCCCCAAUUUGAGCAACUCCGUCCGGAGCCUGGUGGAAUACUACAGAAAACAGCACUCCAGGGUUGGGCGCGAGCCCGUGCCGGGCCCCAUGCGCAGGGCCGACAGCCAGGACCGACCCCGCGCGUCGCCCCCCUACCCUCCGGAGCGCUCCGCUGGGUCGCAAGAGCGCCAUCCCCAGCACAGGCCCGGGAGCAGACAGACCCAGCACACCGAGGGCCAAGGCACCGGCAGCCAGCCAGACCUCGACCUAGGCUCUUCUCACCGCGUCUUCCCUGGCAGUGGCGCUGCUUAA
Molecule: messenger RNA, 1254 nt
Organism: Octodon degus (degu)
Lineage: Eukaryota; Metazoa; Chordata; Mammalia; Rodentia; Octodontidae
Product: PC-esterase domain-containing protein 1A-like
Exons: 1
Coding region: 1-1254 (417 amino acids)
Source: RefSeq, a predicted model, not a curated record